AUGACACUUAUUGGCAUCGGUGACACUCUUCAACGGCGAGUUCUUGUAAAUGCAACUGAUCUCAACAAUAUUCGCAUAAUGGCCAACAAAAUUCAACCAAUUUUUCCAAAAAUACAAGAGGAAUUCGAGUUCAAACUGAUUCCGGUCGUCCUUACACCAACUUUGGCGCCAGAAAUCGACUUGGCUUUCACUCGAAAAUUUUGUGACGUCACACUGAUCACAGCACCGUCGUCAACAUUCGGCUGGUGGUUAUCAUAUUUGUCGAAAGAGGGAUCAGUCACUUAUUAUAGAAAUAUUAUGGAGACGCAGGACAAGGUGGCAAAUGAGAUGAAGGAAGAUGAUUUCUAUCCACCGGAGUGGAUCAAGUUGAGAUAUGACAAUGUUACGGGCAGAAUUGACACAUUUUUCUGA
Molecule: messenger RNA, 411 nt
Organism: Caenorhabditis remanei
Lineage: Eukaryota; Metazoa; Nematoda; Chromadorea; Rhabditida; Rhabditidae
Exons: 4
Coding region: 1-411 (136 amino acids)
Source: RefSeq, a predicted model, not a curated record